Mixia osmundae IAM 14324 is the source of this 4257-nucleotide messenger RNA. Its product is annotated as glycoside hydrolase family 26 protein. Gene Ontology annotation, cellular component: Rpd3S complex. The coding region runs from base 1 to 4257 and encodes 1418 amino acids. The record is from RefSeq and is a predicted model, not a curated record. The transcript is spliced from 12 exons. NCBI's taxonomy places the organism in Eukaryota, Fungi, Basidiomycota, Mixiomycetes, Mixiales, Mixiaceae. Gene Ontology annotation, molecular function: hydrolase activity, hydrolyzing O-glycosyl compounds. Gene Ontology annotation, biological process: regulation of transcription by RNA polymerase II.
AUGGCGAGGCAAGUAGGCCGCCUGACAUGUCUGGCAGCUUGUAUUGCAAGAGCCAUGGCGGCCCCUCAGUUCACUUUACCGCCGCUGACACCACUCAGCAUCGCCGGUGACCCUGCUUCCUCGACCUCGAUUUCGCUCGCCUCGCUCUCGACUGCUACCACAUCGGCCCCGCCGACAACAACGAGCGCCGUAGCAAUACCCACGUCGACAGGAGCGCUCUACGAACCUCCUGGGAAUCAGGUCAUCCUUGGCGCUUGGGUCGAUCAGGCGAUCAACUACAGCGAUACACCUGCUCAAGUCAACGCCAGACUAGAACGCAAUUUCGGCAUGUUUCAGCAGACGCAAGAGAUACCCUUGGUGCCUUAUAACUUUACGCUUGGCGCUGGCGGACAGGGCAGUGAAUUGCUUAUUGCCGCCACAAACACUUCUGCCGCACUCUUCCUGACUGUAUACCCUGUCAACAUCACCGCAGUGCAACCCGUCGAUCUAGAAGCAUUAGGAUACCAAUGUCAAUCGUAUAUUGAGCAGGGUCGGCCCACAUUCAUUCGAUUCGCGCCGGAGAUGCAAGGUCCUUGGAUGCCUUAUGGCGUACAGCCGACAGAAUAUAUUGUGAUGUGGCAGGCAAUGUACCGAGCCGUCAAGGCGGUCUCGCCUAACUGUGCUCUUGUCUGGGGACCCAAUAUCGGCAGCGGAUAUCCCUAUGGCGUCACACUCGGCGAGAUACCCAACGUUGCAGACCAGCGGGCGCUAGAUACAAACAACGACGGCGUGCUUGACAGCUCAGAUGACCCAUUCACACCGUACUACCCCGGCGAUGACUACACCGAUUGGCACGCUGUCUCGCUUUACUACAAAGGACCCAAUGGUGGCAUGAGCUACAACCAAGCUCAACCGGGCGGAUUUGUGGCUUCACUGCUGGCCGGCAGUGACCCAACAACAGGAGCCGACUCAGGCUACAACUUUUAUCAGACCUAUUGCGCCAACAAGCCGAACAAGGCUUGCAUGCUCGGCGAGAGUGGGGCUGCUUACCAUGUCACUUCGGACGGCGAUGCCUCUCAGCUACAGCUACAACAAGCUUGGUGGCAAGACUGCCUUACCAACGCCACUUUCUUCGAUGCUCACCCCCGACUGAAAGGCAUCAUGAUGUUCGAAUUUCUCAAGGAGGAGUAUGACACGGGAACUGCGGACUUGCGAGACUAUCGUAUCACGAACGCGACAAAUAUCCUUAGCGCUUUCCAAUCGGACCUGUCUUCGGUCGCUACUCGCUAUGCAUGGGCUUCAGCGACAACGAUUCUCAAUGCCUGCCCGUCGUCGGUCAAUCUUUUGGGCGUCGUCACGACCAUCUCGGGUACCGUCUUGACGGUAUACGAGACACCUUGCGCGUCACUACCGCCCGUCACUUCUACAGCGACCACCUCCAGUGCUGCUCAGCCGAGUCUGACGGCAUUGGACCCUGCAGCUGCAGCCAGGAUGACAUCCAGUACUACCUCGGGAUCUUUCGCCACCUUUAGCGCUCUGGGCUCUGCACCAUCAGUGCAGCACAGCAAUAGCGCUCUCUUCAUUACUGCUUCAGUCUUUCUUGCCAGCACGCUCGGCUUUAACGCUGGUUCUCUCAGCGACGUCGGCUCCAAAGAUCCCUCCCUUGAGCCUGUCGAGUCAGUCGUCGCCGAAUCCGCGCCUCCUGCGACCCGACGACCGACGAGAAGUCGACAGCGACCCGUCUCGUCCGCCGCAUCGGCCGCAUCUACUGCAGAGACCGUCAACCCACUCGUUGCAGCCCUCGAUGCGCACAAAGAGAGAGAUCCCUUGCUGACAGAGGAGCUCGCAGUCGGCUUUAUAGAGAUGACGCCGUCGGGCAAGCUCACGACCUCGCAUGAGGACAGGCUACCGCCGCCACCCGCGGUCAAGGGUAGCGUGCAAAGCUAUGUACAGUCAGCCGUAGCCCAUAAGCGUGCUAGCAUGGGAUCUGGCAAGUCACACAAUGAUGCGCUCACGCUAUCGAGAACGAAACCGACUACUGCGAUUAAAUUUAGUCCUCUCAAGGGUACUCGUCGAGCUCGUAGAGCUGAAGGCGAGCCAAAGUCGGACGAUUUGUCGAGUGCAGACACUCCCGAGCCCGAGAAUGGGAUCAUGAACAAUGACUUCUGCGACGCUUGCAAGGGAAAGGGACACUUUCUAUGCUGCGAGGCAUGCCCGCGAUCUUUUCACUUCAGCUGUCUGGACCCACCGCUCGAGCUGUCUGAUCUGCCAGAGAACAGCUGGUAUUGCUGCACCUGUCUCUUUUCUAGGCGGAAGACAGUUGUGGCCAUCCCCUCCGAAGCUGGGCCCUUCACGACGCUGAUGACCAAAGUUGCCAAAAGCAACGUCACCGAAUUCUCUUUACCGGCGAGCAUACGCACAUUCUGUAAAGAUGUCGCAAGCAGAGAGAACGGCGAUUUCAUGGACCUCGUCGAGCAUAAGCCAGCGAAGAAAACCGGCGUCGAGGAGCGUGACCCGUAUAAGCUCAAGUCAAAGUCAGGCGCAUCUGUUCUUUGCUUCCGAUGCAAAGGCGCAGCUUCUUCGCCCUCCAAGCCUAUUCUAUCCUGCGAUUUUUGCGACCAACACUGGCACCUUGACUGUCUCGAUCCUCCGAUGGCAUCUAUGCCUGCGCCAACCAAGCGAUGGAUGUGUCCCACGCAUCCUGCCCAUGUCCAAGCCAAGCGAAAGAGGGCGCGAAACACGCCGGUCGUCGCGAUCAGCAAACCCGGUCAGCGCAACAACGGCGACAUCGAUAUCGUACCCGGUCGAUUCUCGCGUUAUUUCGACCAAGAGGUUGACUACGAUCGCAUGAAUGUCAACGGCGUGCGGUAUCAAGUUCCGGAAGACGCCAUCAUCCUCGAUUUCUGGACCAAGGCCAAAGACGCGCGCAGUUUCCGGCGGGUACGCGGCAAUACCAAUCAGGGCGCCCUCAGUCAAUUGGCUGAGCUACAGUCGACAUUCCAGCGGCAGCGCGAGGAAGAUUCCGAGUCACUCUCAACGCUAUCCGAUCUGUCGGACUUUGUGCUCAACAACUUCCCAACCGCGCCACAUCUGGCGGCGCCCGUUUCGGAUGGAGGACCGCCUAGCGCGGAUAUGGACGCGGAGCCCGAUCAGGCUAGCAUCUCACCAAUCCUCGCGCAAGCCGUCCUACAGCGGGUCCAAAGCCCCGCCGAAGCCUUGCCGACGCCUGACAAUAGCUCUGAGAGUUCCGAUGAGACCGCUGGCGUCAAGGUCAACGGACAGCCGAAGAGCCCUUUUGACGGUCGCCGUGUAGUAGGUCGGACAAUCUAUGGCGCGACGACGCCCAAUAGCAUCACGAGCGGCAGUCCAACGCGACGAGCUCAGAGCAGCAAGCCCGACUCGGCGACUGUUAGCAAUGGCAAGCCACAUCCGAGCGAGACCAUUGAUAGGGCGCCUUCGGCCGAAUCAGCUCUACCAGCACCGGAAGAUGGCAUUUUGGGAAUAGACAAUGCGCAAGACGCGCGCCCGCAAAGCAACGCCAAGAAGCCAAGGCAUCCGCUCAAGAUCAGGUUAUCGCUGAAAAGCAAAGGCAGCGCAAGAGCAAGUCCAGAGUUCGAGGAGCACCCCGUCGUGCAGGACACGCCUGUCGCGUCGACCUCGAGCUCUACAGAUGCCGUGCCUGAAGGGAGACCACGACGCGUGACAAAGCGUACUCGGCUGAGCCCGCCGGCGGUCAUUCAGCCCCCUAGGAGGAAGCGGCCGUCAAAGCCACGCUUCAGCAAGCCAGCAGCAAGCUCUGCUCCAGCACCUGUGCCCAUGACCACUGAUAGCACGCCACCACCGAUGACUUCCUUACGAAUAGACGACGUUUUGCCUUCGUCUGGACCGCAUUUGACCGCCGAGCGAUCUCCUGCAGCGGCCAGACGCUCCAGGGCCGGCAAAGAGCCAAGCGCGGGUCUGUCUACUGGCUCGAAUAGACCUACAGCAUCACAAGCAUCGGGCUCACCGUCUGGAUUGCCUGCAAACGAGAGCGGUUCCCAGGGGCGCUCGCAGUCGCCCAUCGCUCUCACGGACGAAACUGGGGUCAUGGCUCCGCAUUCAGGCACCACGAUGCGCAGUGCUACGCUAGACGACGAGCCGCACAAUCUAGGUAUGGAUUCAAAGGCGGCUCUAGCGCAAGUGACCGGCCUGCUUCAAGAUGAAGAUUAUGCCAUGCAAGAGGAUGACACCCUCAAGUAUCUAGCGGCGCCGGCAUAUGUCGAUGGGGCUACGAAUUGA